AGGGUCUGGAGUACUUCAUCUACCUAUACGAUUCGUAUUUGUUUGUAUUGUACGUGACAACUGCUCCUUUCAUAAAGUACACAUAUAGAUCUGUAUGCAAGGUAUUUGUCAACACACGACUUUGAGUCAACAACUUACGUCGGUCUUGGAGCGCCUUUAAAAAAGAUAGCGCUUUUCCUUAUCACAUCUCUAUCUCGAAGUCUAAAUGCGCUUCUCAACUUUUGCGUUAGCCGUUGAGACGGUGGUAGUCGCCGGCAUCAUCGCCUGUGUGCCGUACACCGAGAUCGACUGGAAGGCGUACAUGGAGGAGGUGUCCGGCUUUCUCGGUGGCCAGCUCAACUACCGCAAGCUGGGGGGCGGCACCGGGCCUCUUGUGUACCCUGGCGGCUUUGUGUGGAUCUACAGCGUUCUCUACUACUUCACGAAGCUUGGCGAGGACAUCCAAGUCGCCCAGUGGAUUUUUGCAGGCGUGUACCUUGGCACACUGGCGUUGCUGCUGCGCUUUUACACCAAUGCCGGUCUUAGCUGGAAGGUCAUGCUGCCGCUCUUCAUCUCCAAGCGCAUUCGCAGCUUGUACGUGCUCCGCCUCUUUAAUGACUGCUGGGCGAUGCUGUUUCUGGUCAUCGCCGUCACCCUUAUUGCCGGUUCCCCCGCGCGCGACGGUCGCCGCGUGCGCAACUGGGUGCUGGGGUGCUUCUUCUACAGCUUCGCGGUGUCCAUCAAGAUGAAUGUGCUGCUCUUCGCUCCGGGUAUGCUCUACGUCAUGCUGCGCACCCUCCCGCUCCUCCAGGUGAUGGGUUGUCUGUGUGUUUGCGCGGCGUUGCAGGUGGUGGAGGGGUUUCCGUUUCUGCUGCACGAUUAUGAAGCGUACGUCAGCAAAGGCUUUGAGCUGGACCGCAUCUUCACGCAGCGCUGGUCCGUCAACUACCAAUUCCUCGACAACGCGACCUUCGUGAACCCGCGGUUUGGAACGGCACUGCUGGCCGCGACGGUGGCGACGUGGGUGCUCGUGUGGCGCACGCGAUGGGCCAAGCGCACCUACCUGACGUCUGCCGAAGCGACGGCUCUGCGACCUGUUCUCCGCGACGUGCCGCACCCCGCACCAGGCGCCACCGUCGACGGUGACGGUGACGAGACAGCGGAGGAGGCGGAGGAGCGCGCGGCUUACGUGGCAACGGUGCUCACCUUCUUUGAGUCGAACCUCAUCGGCGUUGUCUUUGCCCGCACCUUGCACUACCAGUUCUACACGUGGUUCUUCUUUACGAUCCCGUUUGUGCUGUCCUACACCGCCUUCCCGCGUGCGUUCUGCCUCGUGACGUUCGCGCUGAUUCGGCAGGGCUUCGAGCAGUACCCCCCUACGCCGCUGACGUCGAUGCUGCUGCAAGGGGGGUUUGCGCUGGCCCUUGUCGCGGUGCUUUUUCUCGGGCGUGACUCGGCGUCUUCACCGUCAACGAAGAUACAGAAGCAGCCACAAGCGGGAGGCAUUGCUCUCGCAAAAACCAACGGUAUCGCACCGUCCCCAACCUUAGAGGUGUCCAAGGAGGAGAAGAAGAAGAUGAAGACGCCGUCUCCCAGGGCAGCGGCCUCCAUAGCACAGCCGAAGACGAAAAGGGCACAAAAAGACUCGCCGAAGCCGACGGCCAAACCUAAAGGUAAGGAGAAGGUAAAAUAA
Molecule: messenger RNA, 1672 nt
Organism: Leptomonas pyrrhocoris
Lineage: Eukaryota; Euglenozoa; Kinetoplastea; Trypanosomatida; Trypanosomatidae
Product: dolichyl-P-Man:GDP-Man5GlcNAc2-PP-dolichyl alpha-13-mannosyltransferase putative (ALG3)
Exons: 1
Coding region: 206-1672 (488 amino acids)
Cellular component (GO): endoplasmic reticulum
Molecular function (GO): dol-P-Man:Man(5)GlcNAc(2)-PP-Dol alpha-1,3-mannosyltransferase activity
Source: RefSeq, a predicted model, not a curated record